GGCGUACCUUCUAAUGAAAUAUUUGCCAUAUUGUCCAGUAUUCCUGAGGCUGAAAAAUUUGCUAACUUCUGGAUCUGCAAAGCAAAGUUGUUGGCAAGUACAAGCACUUUUGAUGUUAUUGGGCUAUACGAAGAGGCCAUUAAAAGUGGAGCAACACCAAUACAAGAGUUGCGGAAAGUUGUUCUUCAUAUUUUGCAAGACCCAAGCCGAAACACAGAAGGAAUUACUCCAGACUCUUUAGGUGCUGAAACUAAUAUCAAAUCAAUGGAGGAAUUGGCCAUGAAGAUGGAAUGUGGGCAGGCUUAUCUUCCUCAAGAAGAAAGGGCACAGGUUACAGCAACACCCCAAGUAACCAAGGCAGAGCAGGAUAAUCAUCCUGGUAUCAAAUUACAGAUUGCCUCAAUCCCUAGAAUGAAUGGAAUGCCAGAAGUGCAAGACAUGAAGCUAAUUACUCCCGUAAGGCGCUCCACAAGGAUUGAGCGAGCAGUGUCCCGCUACCCAGAAAUGCUACAGGAACAUGAUUUGGUAGUGGCUUCUCUUGACGAGCUACUAGAAGUGGAAGAAACAGAGUGCUUUAUUUUCCGUAAAAACGAGGCCUUGCCUAUAACAUUGGGGUUUGAGAUCCUUGAAUCAUAAUUUCCUGUUUCAGAACCUCCAAGAAGUAAGGUAACCUGAAAAAAAUGUAUAAUGUUCAGAUGUUGUGGAUGCAAAUUAUGGACCCUAGGAAUUGAGGAAGUGAGUCACUGGGUUUUCUCUCAAAUUUUAUGUCUGCACAGGAGAGUUUUUGGUUUAUAUGUUUAAGACUGAUUUGUCACAGUU
Messenger RNA from Castor canadensis (American beaver), 819 nucleotides. NCBI's taxonomy places the organism in Eukaryota, Metazoa, Chordata, Mammalia, Rodentia, Castoridae. The record is from RefSeq and is a predicted model, not a curated record.